Messenger RNA from Daktulosphaira vitifoliae (grape phylloxera), 1118 nucleotides. RefSeq names its product chymase-like. Gene Ontology annotation, molecular function: serine-type endopeptidase activity. The coding region runs from base 80 to 919 and encodes 279 amino acids. Lineage: Eukaryota; Metazoa; Arthropoda; Insecta; Hemiptera; Phylloxeridae. The record is from RefSeq and is a predicted model, not a curated record. The transcript is spliced from 5 exons. Gene Ontology annotation, biological process: proteolysis.
AUCGACUAAAUUUUUGAAUAACAACGUUUCAUCGUAAAGCUGUUAUUUACAAAUAUUUGGUACUUCAUUUACUACAAAAAUGAAUUCUUUGGUAGCCAAAUCAGAACUUCAUGUAGAAACCAAAAAGCAAUCAAUAGCUAGUGGUCAGCCAUUUGAUCCUAUGGAUUAUCCGUACGUAGUUGGCCUGAGAAUACAAACAAGUAUUGGUUCAUCGAGUAUUUGCACUGGUUCGCUAGUAUCGUCUGUAUUUGUACUGACAGCUGCCCACUGUCUUCACAAAAAAAAACCUUAUAAUAUUAGAGUAUACCACGGAAGUCCCGUUUCACGUCAAAUUCCAUAUCGUUCUGUUCACACAAUAUAUAAUCAUAGAGCUUAUAACGAGCUUACAAUGCAUGCAGAUAUCAGUCUUGUCCGAAUAUCUAAGCCGUUCGAAAAUGUUCAUCGGUUCAUAAAACUUUCCGGACAUCCGGCGGAAUUUCUUAACGACACGAAACUGAAAUGCGACGUGUUGGGAUUUGGGCAGACGCAGAACGGCGAGACGGGCAGCGUGGGGUACAUAACCAAAGUUGUGGUAAAGUAUGGUCCAAAAGCAUGUAAACAUUCUGAAUACUACGAUAUACCCUUGACGUGGCCGGAAUACUUGUGUUCGAUUCCUGACGAGUCAAUGAUAUGCCCAGGAGACAGUGGGGGUCCGAUGAUCUGCAAAGGAUAUCUGUAUGGCAUAGCCAGCCACGGAUUUAAUUAUGAACUGCCAGAUGGAGUAAUUGAAUGCGGUAGUUCUUCCGUGCAGACUAGACAUUUGUUUGUCUAUAAUUACCGCGACUGGGUUUACAAAACGGUUAUCAACAAAUCUUCAACGAUAUUGAAAUCGACUGGACAAUUAAGUGUGUUUAUGCUGUGUGUACAUUUUGUAAUUUAAAGAAGUGAAUUGCUUACACGAAAAUACGUUAUUUAGAAACAGUACAUUAUGAUAUAACAUUUCCAACUUGAGAAUCCUUAAUCGCAAAAUUAUUUUUAGACGCCAACAAAAAAUCACUAAUAAAAAUUAAUUAACCAUCAAUAACACUCGAUUAUUUUUACUAAGUCUUUAUAAAACCACAAAUGAAUCUUAUGGUUCU